CAAUCCCCUGCCUGCGAAACACCUUGGUCAGCCUUGGCUCGCACUUCUGCAUCUUCUUUCACUCGCUCGACUUUACGUGUUCAAAUCUCAAUAUUUUCGACGGCAUUUCGACUUCCCAUCCAGCAGACCCGAAACCCUUAUCAUCAUGGAGCCCAUCGAAUCCGAGCAGACGCCUUUUGAGGCCGUCACUGCACAAACCUCGAGAUUACAGAGGAGAUACCAAGCGCUACUCGAUCAGUCCACUCCCUUUGUGCUGUACCGAUGGGUCGGAACCGGCGUCGCCUUGUUCUUGUUCUUCGUGCGCGUCUUCGUGGCGCAAGGCUGGUAUAUCGUCGCAUACGCCUUGGGGAUCUAUCUCCUCAACCUCUUCCUCGCCUUCCUCCAGCCCAAGUUUGACCCCUCCAAUGAGGCGAUAGAUAACGAGAUGGAGGAUGGUGCAGUCGGCGGUCUGCCCACCAAGCAGGACGAGGAGUUUCGCCCGUUCAUCCGCCGUCUCCCCGAGUUCAAGUUCUGGCACUCGGCCACCAGAGCCGUCACUAUUGCGUUUGUGUGCAGCUGGUUCGAGAUCUUCAAUGUCCCAGUUUUCUGGCCUGUCCUGGUCAUGUACUGGUUCAUGCUUUUCAUCCUCACCAUGAGAAAGCAAAUCCAGCACAUGGUCAAGUACCGCUACGUGCCGUUCACGUUCGGCAAGACCCGCUACAACAAGAACAGGAACUAGAUGUUGCGGCGAGAAUAACGACCUGGGAAGAUGUCGUUUCGGGACGCCGAGGCCAAUCCUUGGAAUACAUUGUAUUAUGACACGCGCUCCGCGCUCAUGACGACCCUGUACAUUAUUUUAUGAGUACUCGUUCUAAUUCGCCUGCGGCCCCAAUGUCGGGUCCCGAGGCUGGACACUAAUCUGCCUUUCUGGGUCUUGGUUUGGGGUUAUAUAGUGUCUAUGUCGCCAGACGUGGCUUGGACAGGCUGAGGUACUAGACAGCAUCAGAGCGCAUUAUAGAACAGGGCGGAAUUGGUUGCACAAUGCUAAAUCCGACUGCCAUGUGGACAGAUGUUUGCCACUGCUUGAGGGCCGCCGAAGAGAGGGUUAAGGGGUUCGUAGAAAGAAACUCUGAGCAGGAGAAAUAAAUUCGAGGCUCGAUUUAAUUACUGUUGU
Phialemonium atrogriseum is the source of this 1153-nucleotide messenger RNA. Its product is annotated as retrieval of early ER protein Rer1. Gene Ontology annotation, cellular component: Golgi membrane. The coding region runs from base 146 to 718 and encodes 190 amino acids. The record is from RefSeq and is a predicted model, not a curated record. Lineage: Eukaryota; Fungi; Ascomycota; Sordariomycetes; Cephalothecales; Cephalothecaceae. The transcript is spliced from 4 exons. Gene Ontology annotation, biological process: protein retention in ER lumen; retrograde vesicle-mediated transport, Golgi to endoplasmic reticulum.